Sphenostylis stenocarpa is the source of this 300-nucleotide messenger RNA. The record is from the annotation of a GenBank genome assembly. NCBI's taxonomy places the organism in Eukaryota, Viridiplantae, Streptophyta, Magnoliopsida, Fabales, Fabaceae.
AUGAUGAAUAGAAAAGGAGAAAAUGUUGAACCGGGAGAACUUGAAGAAGCUGCAAUGAGGAGUAGCAUAAUUCAACAAAUUGUUGUUGUUGGCCAGGAUAAGCGACGUCUAGGAGCUGUAAUAGUUCCUAAUAAAGAAGAAGUCUUGAUGGUAGCAAAGAAGUUAUCAAUUAUAAAUUCCGAUAGUUCAGAUAUUAGUGAGGAAAAGGUGAAGAGCCUGAUUUAUAAAGAAUUAAAGACCUGGACGUCUGAAUCUCCAUUUCAAAUUGGACCAAUCCUUCUUGUAAAUGAACCCUUCACG